GAUGGGCUGCGCCAUUUCCCUCCUCCCCGCGGUCAGAUGGUCGGUCCCGGGUGGACCUGCCGUUGUGCCCCCCCGCGAGCCGCUCCCGCCAUGAACUGCCGUGCGGAGGUGCUGGAGGUGUCGGUGGAGGGUCGGCAGGUGGAGGAGGCCAUGCUGGCAGUGCUCCACACCAUCCUGCUGCACCGCAGCACCGGCAAGUUCCACUACAAGAAGGAGGGCACCUACUCCAUUGGCACCGUGGGCACCCAGGACGUUGACUGUGACUUCAUCGACUUCGCCUACGUCCGAGUCUCCUCCGAGGAGCUGGAUCGGGCCCUCCGCAAGGCCGUCGGGGAGUUCAAGGAUGCGCUGCGCAACUCUGGCAGCGACGGCAUGGGGCAGAUCUCGCUGGAGUUCUACCAGAAAAAAAAGUCACGCUGGCCCUUCUCGGAUGAGUGCAUCCCCUGGGAGCUGUGGACCAUCAAGGUGAACGUGGUGAACCUGGCUAACGAGCAGGAGCGGCAGAUCUGCCGGGAGAAGGUGGGCGAGAAACUCUGUGAAAAGAUCAUCAACAUCGUGGAGGUGAUGAACCGCCACGAGUACCUGCCCAAGAUGCCCACCCAGUCAGAGGUGGACAAUGUCUUCGACACCGGCCUGAAGGAUGUGCAGCCCUACCUGUACAAGAUCUCCUACCAGAUCACGGACUCCCUGGGCACCUCGGUCACCACCACCAUGCGCCGGCUCAUCAAGGACACACUGGCUCUGUAGGGCUGGGUUCACCUCGCGUGGUGGCACCUCUCCAGCGCAGCCCCUGGCUCUUUGGGACGGCGGCUCUGCUUGGAUCUCUGCCUCCAGAAAGCCUCGGCAUGGAGCUGGACUCGGCCUGGCCCUUAACUGGGGGCUGCUGCUAAUUCGGUUUGCACCGCAGGGCGCUCGCUGGGCUUGGAGAACCGGCUUGGUGGCUCCUGGGCUGGCUGAGGGGGUGGCGAGUCCUUGGGGCGGGAGCUGCUGGUCGGCGUGUGCGGCAUCGGCACCGGCUCGGCGCUGGGUUCCUGGCCCGGCAGAGCGAUGCUGGGGAUCGGUGCAGAGCCGGGAUGGCGUCUGAACCCCGUCUGGCCCUGCCUGCGGCCGCUCUCCGCCUCACUCUGUGCCAGCACCAGCCUCGUCCCUCGUCACCAUGUGUCCCCCCCAGCGGCACCCCCCAUCCCUUGGACUGAGCUGCUUCCCCGCGGGGCCCGAAGAUGAGCUCGCUGCCUCCUCUGGGGCAAAAAUAAAGUAUUUUUCCUUU
This is a messenger RNA of Phalacrocorax carbo (great cormorant), 1267 nucleotides long. The record is from RefSeq and is a predicted model, not a curated record. NCBI's taxonomy places the organism in Eukaryota, Metazoa, Chordata, Aves, Suliformes, Phalacrocoracidae.